Rhizophagus irregularis DAOM 181602=DAOM 197198 is the source of this 999-nucleotide messenger RNA. Lineage: Eukaryota; Fungi; Glomeromycota; Glomeromycetes; Glomerales; Glomeraceae. The record is from RefSeq and is a predicted model, not a curated record.
AUGACCAAUGUGUAUACCUUGAAAGAUAUUAAUAAUAAAGGUCAUCGGCUUGGUAGUGCGUAUGAGCAAGAGCUCGAAAAAAAAUUGUAUACCACUCUUAGUUCUAAAGCCGAAAUUAAUGAUCUUUGUGAAAAGUUGUUGGCUAAAAAUUCAGAGUAUUCGGAGCGAGAGGAGGAUAUUGAAAAUAAGAUUAGCCAGUUAAAUACGUCCAGUACUAAAGUUAGAUCCCAACUCAUUUCUGAACGGAAGUCUCAUUCUGAAAGUCAACGUGGACUUGAAGCCAAAUAUACUGCUGAAAUCCAAUCGCUCAAAUCAGAGAUUAAAACACUGAAGAGAAAGGCGACUUUGGCCCAGAAAGCUUCGUCCGCUGACAAGGUCCAGAUUCUUUCUCUUGAAACUAAAAUACGCGAAUUGGAAGGUAAGUUGGAGGACAUAGAUCUAGAGCGUACAUAUCAUGAUUUGGAUGUAAUGGGAGGGGUGGUAGAAGAGCCGGCCCAAAUAAGCUCAUCCGAAAUAGAAUCUCUCAGGCUUAAAUUGGAACGAGCGAAUGAGGACCGUAAUUCGAAAGAAUAUACAAUAGAAUAUAUGGAAAAAGGGAUAGAAGCAACACAUGAGAUAACCAGUCGGAAAAUAGAUAGCCGGUCUUCAGAACGAUUAAAAUUAAUGGAGGAAAAUAGGUCCCUCAAGGACCAGUUAGCGUUAAAGAAAAAUACUUCGUCCCAAAUAAUUUCAAGUGAGGGGAUUCCUUUGGAAUCAGGUGGCGCAGAAGCAGUACCAUUGUCCCAAGAAAUAUCUCUAGCACCGGCUAUUCCUGUCGUUGCGAGUUCUCUAAUAUUGCCGAUGAUAACAUAUUCCAUGCUUGCCUUACUACUGAUUGUGGUUAUAUGGCUCGUGGUCAGGAAAUGGUGGAAUCUAUGGGGUAUGAAUAAAAAAAAUGAUCGAUAUUUCACACACGAAAAAUAUAUAAAUAGGCCAGAUAUUUAUUAUCUCAAUACCUAA